Molecule: messenger RNA, 999 nt
Organism: Dracunculus medinensis (Guinea worm)
Lineage: Eukaryota; Metazoa; Nematoda; Chromadorea; Rhabditida; Dracunculidae
Source: the annotation of a GenBank genome assembly
AUGCAAAGGAGAAAUUUUAGGUCAACUACUCUAUUUCAUCGAAAUUUGGUCGAUUAUAUUAACAAUAAUCAGAAUCUGUGGAAAGCUGAAAUAAAUAAACGCUUUGUAUCGCUCAAAGCAAUUGAUUUACUUCGUUUUCUUGGAACUAAUAGGCUUGGAACUAAUAAGCAAAAAAUAAAACACACAGCUCGUGAAGAAAAUUAUUAUGCUAAAACCGAAAUUCCUGAAUCAUUCGAUGCUCGAGAACAGUGGCCUUUAUGUAAUUCAAUUGGAAAAAUACAAGACCAGUCGACUUGCAGUAACCGAUCCUGCUGGGCAAUUGCCGCCGUCGAAGCGAUGUCCGAUAGAAUUUGUAUAGCCUCGAACCAAACGAAACAGGUUAUGCUUUCGGCCAGAGAUCUCCUCAGCUGUUGCAGUAAAUGUUCGAAUGGUUGUAGUGAUGCUGGUGAUCCGAUCGCUGCUUGGGAAUAUUGGAACACUGAAGGCAUUGUAACUGGAAGCGAUUUUGCGUCUAACGCUAGUUGUCUGCCUUAUCCUUUCCCUGAAUGUGAUCACUUUAAUCAGAGCAUUUACCACCCCUCGUGCGGUCCGGAAAUUUAUCCUACACUUAACUGCAUAUCUGAAUGCUCAGAAAAUUACUCGAAAUCAUAUGCAGAUGAUAAAUACUACGGCUUCUCUCCCUAUUUAUUACCUCGAAAUGUAACUCGCAUCCAGCUCGAAAUAAUGAACAAUGGUCCUGUUGAAGCUGUUCUUAAUGUUUAUAGUGAUUUCAUGAGCUACGAAAAGGGAAUUUACAUGCACGUAAUCGGUGAUGCACUCGGUGGCCAUUCCGUUAAAAUUAUCGGCUGGGGCGUUGAAAAUUCGAUUUCUUAUUGGCUAAUUGUAAAUUCUUGGAAUGGAGAAUGGGGCGAAAACGGCUUAUUCCGCAUGUUGCGUGGAACGAAUGAAUGCGGAAUCGAAGAAAAUGUCGUAGCUGGUAUCCCAGACUUUUCGAGAUAG